Messenger RNA from Bipolaris victoriae FI3, 312 nucleotides. RefSeq lists its product as hypothetical. The record is from RefSeq and is a predicted model, not a curated record. The transcript has 2 exons. Bases 1 to 312 code for a protein of 103 amino acids. NCBI's taxonomy places the organism in Eukaryota, Fungi, Ascomycota, Dothideomycetes, Pleosporales, Pleosporaceae.
AUGGUCAACACAAGUAUCUACCUAGAAGGCAAAUAUACCGGUCCACAAGCAGUCCGCAUCGCCAAACUGGAGAACAAGCUCAGUACCUACGAAGCUCAAAACUAUGAGCGCAGCCGUAAAAUCCGUGGCUGUGCAACUAUCAUGGUCAGUGGCCUAUUGCUCUUCAUUUUCACGUCCAAAGUACUUCCUUUGGAUGUCUGGCUUAGUGUGCCAUUUCUCAUAGCCUUUAUGAUCGCUGGCGCCACACUGUGUGAAAUGGUCACGAAAGAACAAAAGAUUCCAAAGAGGCUAUAUGAUAGAAUAAACGCCUGA